This is a messenger RNA of Brachypodium distachyon (stiff brome), 546 nucleotides long. Its product is annotated as clumping factor A-like. Bases 1 to 546 code for a protein of 181 amino acids. NCBI's taxonomy places the organism in Eukaryota, Viridiplantae, Streptophyta, Magnoliopsida, Poales, Poaceae. The transcript has 2 exons. The record is from RefSeq and is a predicted model, not a curated record.
AUGGAGGUGUUUGCACAUUUUCUCCUUGAAAAUCUAGUGGAGAUGAUUGGGUAUGAAGUGGCCGGUAGAGUUAUGCUUUAUUGGCUUCUUCCUGGUAAGCAUCUAUCAGACAAUGCACUUAUGUUGAUAAAUAAGCCUGAGCAUUCCUUGGAGAUGUGGGACAGUGUUCAAUGUGGAAGUAGGUAUCUGCAGACAACAAGAACUAGUGGUAUUGCAAAGAAGAAGUUAUCUCUUGAGAAAUCAGAUUCUGAGGGUGAUUCAGAUUCUGAUUAUGGUGCACAUUUGGAAGACUCUGACUUAGACAUCAGAGAUGGGGAUGAUGAUCUAUAUGAUGAUAACAUAGAUGAAGAUGAAGAUGAAGUAUCAGUGAGUAGUAAGAAGGAGAAGAAGGAUAAGAAAGCUGAGAAUGAUGAAGACCAAAAUUCUGAUAAGAAAGGAAAGGCCAAACUAGUGGAUGAUGAAGAUGAGAUGGUUGCUUUACACUCAGAUGAUGAUGUGGUUUCAUGGGAAUCUGAAGAUGAGGAAGAUGUGAAGUUCAAUUUUUAG